AUGCUGGACGAAGGGCACAGUGCGAAGGAGGUCGCCAAGGCCAUUCAAGCAAAGCGCCUGGACCUCGCGCAAGCCCAUCCCCUCUCCCGGCCCGCUCACCGAGACCGCCGCUUCUUCGCCCGCCUGUUGGCCGAGCGGGCCGCCACCACCGACGCCACCACCGACCCCCUCGCCGCCGACACCACCGCCACCCCGGUCAGCGGCAUAUCGUGGCGCGUGCUGUCGUGCAUCCGCCUCAGCACCGGGAUGCCGCCUGAUGCGUACAUGUACGUUCAUGGCUUGGUGGCCUCACUCGCGCUCGACUUCAUGACGCCCGACCAGUUCGAGCGCACGCUGGAGCGCGACCCGGCGACGGCGGCCUACGUCGAGGGGUUCGCCCCGACCGACCCUGCGUCGAUGCCGCGCGAGACGCGCGCUACGCGUUGA
Molecule: messenger RNA, 426 nt
Organism: Acanthamoeba castellanii str. Neff
Lineage: Eukaryota; Discosea; Longamoebia; Acanthamoebidae
Exons: 2
Coding region: 1-426 (141 amino acids)
Source: RefSeq, a predicted model, not a curated record